Drepanopeziza brunnea f. sp. 'multigermtubi' MB_m1 is the source of this 1092-nucleotide messenger RNA. RefSeq lists its product as uncharacterized. NCBI's taxonomy places the organism in Eukaryota, Fungi, Ascomycota, Leotiomycetes, Helotiales, Drepanopezizaceae. The record is from RefSeq and is a predicted model, not a curated record. Gene Ontology annotation, molecular function: hydrolase activity; carboxy-lyase activity. Gene Ontology annotation, cellular component: cytoplasm; cytosol. Gene Ontology annotation, biological process: secondary metabolic process.
AUGUCGGCAACGAAAUCUCCCAUUGUGGAUAUCCAUACCCACGUUUACCCGCCUUCAUACAUAGAACUGCUGAGAUCCAGGUCCAGCAUACCGUAUAUCCGCUCUUUCCCACCCUCAACAGACCUGCGCCUGGUGAUCCUGCCAGCUGAGGACACAGAGAGUACAUCGAGAGGAAGGCCGGUGGGUGCCGAGUACUACGACAUCAACGAGAAGAUCAAGUUCAUGGAUACACACUCCAUCGACAUCUCCGUCAUCUCGCUAGCCAACCCAUGGCUCGACUGGGUCCCCCAAGAUGAAGCUGCAAAAGCAGCCCAACAGAUCAACGACGAAGUGAACUCCGAGUGCGAGAAGUUUCCCGGCAGGCUAUUCGCCUUUGGAACCCUCCCCUUGAGCGGCGGCGCGGCGGCGAUUGCGCAGGAGAUCAAGCGCUUGAAAGGAUUGCGGUACAUGCGGGGUGUCAUUCUCGGCACCACGGGCCUGGGGAAGGGUCUGGACGACCCGGAACUCGUGCCAGUCUUCCAGGCGCUGCAUGAUGUGCAGAUGCCCGUCUUCCUGCAUCCGCACUACGGCCUCCCGGGCUCGGUCUGGGGGGAGCGAGCGGGUGAGUAUGGUCACGUGCUGCCUCUGGCGCUGGGGUUCCCGCUCGAGACGACGAUCGCCGUGACGCGGAUGAUCCUCUCGGGGGUCUUUGAGAGGGUGCCGGGGCUGCAGAUGAUCUUGGCGCAUUCGGGUGGUACUCUGCCGUUCCUGGCGGGCAGGAUCGAGUCGUGCAUUGAGCACGAUGCGCAUCUGAAGGCCGAAGGCAAGCUUGGGAAGGGGAGGAAAACGGUGUGGGAUGUUCUCAAGAAAAACAUCUACUUGGAUGCUGUGGUUUACAGCGAGGUGGGACUGGAGGCGGCCAUUCAGGCUAGUGGGGAGGAUAGGGUUAUGUUUGGGACCGAUCACCCGUUCUUUCCUCCUUUGGAAGAGGAGGAUAGCAAGUGGGCGAGUGUCGAGACGAAUUACAUCGCGAUCAAGGGGGCACUGGGAGCGGGUGAUGAGGCUAAAGGUGCAUUGGGUGGAAAUGCCAUUAGAGUACUGAACUUGGCGUGA